Necator americanus (New World hookworm) is the source of this 537-nucleotide messenger RNA. RefSeq lists its product as uncharacterized. Bases 1 to 537 code for a protein of 178 amino acids. NCBI's taxonomy places the organism in Eukaryota, Metazoa, Nematoda, Chromadorea, Rhabditida, Ancylostomatidae. The record is from RefSeq and is a predicted model, not a curated record. The transcript has 2 exons.
AUGACACGUGGAAGAUAUCACCAUCUUGAACCGCCAUCGAAAUUGGCUACAGAAAGUCAUCUUCGCUUCUUUGGUCAUAUAUUAAGGAGACCGGCAGAUCGCCUUGUCCAACGAGUUCUGAGGAGUUUGUCGGGUUUGAGCUGGAAGAAGCCACCUGACAGACAACGGAAGUUCUGCACUGAGGUGGUGAAAGAGGACCUGAGAGCACUCGGUGUGGAAGAGCAGCUUCGGGCCAUCGUCUUCUAUGAAUGGCGGUUCGGCAGUGGAACAACAACAGCGGAAUCGCGCAACAUUAACAGUGCAUUGGAGGAGCGUACCAAUGCAACCCCACAAAUCACCACUGCUUCACUCGUCCUGAAGAAGGAGACACAGAUUUCAAUGAUAAAUCAUCACUCAAGACAUCCUACUCCUAGGAUCCUAGGGCAAUGCUGUAUUGAGUUGCUCGCCAAAUAUACAGGGUUACCACUGUCACUUACCCCAAUCAGUUUCGGAGUCUCGCAGAAGCUGUUCGAGAAAGAUGGCCGAAACGAUCUUUGA